CGUAUAUUAUAUGGAUAAAUAUAUCAGACUGUCUUUCAUAAAUUAAUACCUAGCUAAAGAAGUACAGCCUAGUUAUGACAGACAUUAAUUACUCCCCAGCCAGUCCGAGGUAUUUAUUUUAUGAGCUAAAUCACACCACCGGACAGAGUGAAUUAUUUGACUAAAUCGGUUGCUGUUUCAGUGAGUUUUCGUAUUUCUCUCCCAUAUGUUGUGAUUGCACUACAUUUCCCAUGAGGCUAUGCGGAAAGGGAGCGCGCGAACUAGGAAUAUAAAAAAGCUGAUUCUUUCAGUAAAAGUCAUUAAAUAUAAGUAAUAAGUUAUUUCAUAUCAGACAAUAAAGGUCCCCAUCAAAAACCACAUAAAACAAAAAUAAUAAAGUCCUAGUCGAGUUCGUGUUCUUUAAAAGACAAACAUAGCAGGAGUGCGUUCACUGCCAGCGAAUCGGCACGAAGUAACCGAACAGAAGAAGGAAACGGCGCAAAGACUAACAUCACUUAUUAAAUCGGGUCGAUUGAUCCGCCUGUUUAAUACUCAAGUGGCUGAUUUUCCCAGCAGCUGAUGGCUGAGCUUCACCGCAGAGCUGCCAGCUCUGUUAUUCCAUUAUAAACUUAACACUAACUGCAUUAAAAGCGUCGGGAAGUUUGCAAACCCUACCGACUAUUUACAAGGUGCGGGUGGGGAAUCCCCUGCUUUAUGCGUCACAGAGGGAGAUGACGUCACUCUGCUGUGUAAAACGGUACCUUAUCCUAACUGCUCCUCAACUACGUGGCUCUAUGCUGGGAGGUCAAACAGAGCUAUCGAUGAACUGGUCGCUCAUGGGAAGAUCAGAGACCCACAGAAACACAGGAGACUAAGUUUGCUGACUGACUGCUCUCUACACAUUAAUAAUGUCAGCGCCGAAGACGCUGGAUCGUAUACAUGUCGGCAGUUUAUCAAUGGACAGAAAUACGGAAAUGAUGCUGCUGCUUCCCUGUCUGUUCUUACCGUGAGAAAGUCGCAGUCCGGCGGCACCAUGACCCUGCAGUGUCUCCUGUACACUCAUGAUGGACGGUGUCCCCCAUUUCACAAUGUGACUCUGUGGUGGGUUAGUGACACAGACCCCCCGGGACAGAUAGAUCCCAGCUCCCAGACACACACAGACGCCUGUAUCUCCACUCUGCCGAUUGACCAUCGGAGGACAGAGAAGGACCAGAGGAAAUGGCGAUGCCAGCUGCUGGAUACGGGGAAGGUGAAGCUGACAUCCAGCCCUGAACAGGGUCGUGGUAAAACUACAGGAAACAAACACAGACCUACAGUGAAAACACCCACAGCCAUUUCUGUGACUGUUUGUCUUUCUCCUACAAAAACUCAACUGACAGACAGUCCUGAAGACAACAAUGACUAUAAGGGAACUACAUUGAAGACACCAACUCACACUGGUUCCCAUACUAACCAUACAAAUCACACAACUGUAGAUGUACCAACUACUGGAGCAGUGCUCCCCGUCAGGCUCUCCUUCUUCUUCCUGGCCCUGAUCGUCCCUCUGGUCACUGGAGCUGCAGUUUACACCAAGAGGAAGAGGAGCAUCACUCAGUGCAGUGACCGCACCAGCAGCGUUUCUUUCCAUAGGCGACAGGCUGAUGAAUGAAUAUUACCUGCGAUGUGGCAGAUAUACAGCGUGUUGAGAGACACUGUUACAUGUGUAAGAUCUGUUAUGCAUGUGAUUCCUAUUUGAAAAUGCGCUGGCUCAGGGUUACUUACUGUACUUCUAAUGUUAUUCCAGCUUUGAUGCUAAUCAGAUAUUGCAUUGUUUGCAGCAUCUAUCGAUAAAUCUGUAUUUUACUGAA
Brienomyrus brachyistius is the source of this 1826-nucleotide messenger RNA. RefSeq lists its product as uncharacterized. The coding region runs from base 1013 to 1627 and encodes 204 amino acids. Gene Ontology annotation, molecular function: protein tyrosine kinase binding; MHC class II protein binding. Gene Ontology annotation, biological process: interleukin-15-mediated signaling pathway; T cell activation; positive regulation of ERK1 and ERK2 cascade. The record is from RefSeq and is a predicted model, not a curated record. Gene Ontology annotation, cellular component: membrane raft; external side of plasma membrane. The transcript is spliced from 6 exons. NCBI's taxonomy places the organism in Eukaryota, Metazoa, Chordata, Actinopteri, Osteoglossiformes, Mormyridae.